AUGGACGAAACGCGGAUCUAUGACAACACACCAGAGAUCAAGGAACAAUCGAAACAGUGGGUUUCUUCUGGUGAACGUGCACCAAAGAAGGCCAAGGUGGGUCUGUUGGCCAACAAGGUCAUGGCCACAGUUUUUUGGGACGCACGCGAUAUCAUUCACAUCGAUUACCUUCAGAAGGAAAAAACGACCGCAUUUGUCGAAGAAAAAAGUACAGCGGUGGCAAAAAUCUAUAAAUUGGGCUACGGACUGCUACCUCAUCCAGUAUAUUCUCCAGAUUUAGCUCCAUGCGACUAUUUCCUGUUUCCAAAGCUGAAGAAAUGGCUAGGCGGUAAGAGAUUUGGGUCGAAUAAAGAGGUCAUCACCGAAACAAACUCCUAUUUUGUGGGUCUUGAGAAAACCUAUUAUUUGGAAGGAAUAAAAUAA
Messenger RNA from Belonocnema kinseyi, 423 nucleotides. RefSeq names its product histone-lysine N-methyltransferase SETMAR-like. Gene Ontology annotation, molecular function: nucleic acid binding. The transcript has 2 exons. Bases 1 to 423 code for a protein of 140 amino acids. The record is from RefSeq and is a predicted model, not a curated record. NCBI's taxonomy places the organism in Eukaryota, Metazoa, Arthropoda, Insecta, Hymenoptera, Cynipidae.